AUGACUCCGUCCCGAAAUCAACUCAGACAAGACAUAGAACCAAAGAUGAGUAAGAUUACAGCAGGUGUGCUAGCUCUACAAGGCGCAUUUUAUGAACAUUUACAACUCCUUCGAAAAGCAGCAGAUAUCUUGAAUUCAUCUUCUCAACAACAGACGCAAUGGAAAUUCAUCGAGGUACGGACAAAGGCGCAAUUGGAUGCGUGUGAUGCACUCAUCCUGCCUGGUGGUGAGAGCACGACUAUCUCUCUUGUUGCAGCUAGUUCAGGAUUAUUAGAGCCAUUGAGGGAUUUUGUCAAACUACAUCGCAAACCAACCUGGGGUACAUGCGCCGGACUCAUUCUCCUCGCUGAAUCAGCCAACCGCACAAAAAAAGGAGGUCAAGAACUCAUCGGCGGCAUUGAUGUCCGCGUAAACCGGAACCAUUUCGGUCGUCAGACGGAAAGUUUCCAGGCUCCGAUUGACCUGCCAUUCCUACAAGAUUCGACCAUUCCGGAAACCCUCCCAUUCAACGGUGUAUUCAUCCGGGCUCCCGUAGUGGAAAGGAUCCUCCCUCAUCAACAGGGCAUACAAAUCGAAGAAAAUCAACGAGAAGAAACCAUCGUCGCUCCAUCGAGGUCAGCAGUCGAUACCGCAGCUCAAAAGAUUCUGGAAGAUCAAGUCGAAGUUUUGGCAAAAUUACCGGGGAGAGCUGCUCGGUUAGUUGCAAAUAGUGGUGUGAAUAUUGAUGCCGAGAAGGAGGCAGAGGAUAUAAUUGCGGUCAAACAAGGGAAUGUCUUUGGUACGAGUUUUCAUCCGGAGUUGACGGAUGACCCGAGGAUUCAUCUUUGGUGGUUGCGACAGGUACGGGAUGCUGUUCAGAGCAGAAAUAUUGAUAGAUGA
Talaromyces stipitatus ATCC 10500 is the source of this 879-nucleotide messenger RNA. RefSeq names its product pyridoxine. Gene Ontology annotation, molecular function: glutaminase activity. Gene Ontology annotation, cellular component: cytosol; glutaminase complex. The record is from RefSeq and is a predicted model, not a curated record. The coding region runs from base 1 to 879 and encodes 292 amino acids. Lineage: Eukaryota; Fungi; Ascomycota; Eurotiomycetes; Eurotiales; Trichocomaceae. The transcript is spliced from 2 exons. Gene Ontology annotation, biological process: pyridoxine metabolic process; pyridoxal 5'-phosphate biosynthetic process.